This is a messenger RNA of Nerophis lumbriciformis (worm pipefish), 768 nucleotides long. NCBI's taxonomy places the organism in Eukaryota, Metazoa, Chordata, Actinopteri, Syngnathiformes, Syngnathidae. The record is from RefSeq and is a predicted model, not a curated record.
AUGAGUUACAACUACGGAAAGGGCUAUCCAGGGGUGGGACACCCAGUACCCAGUGCCCCCUACAGUGGAGGCAGCGGUUCAUAUCAAUCGGGACCCUCCGCUCCAUACAGUGGCGCAGCAGUUCCACCAGGUGGCUAUUAUGGUCAAGGGCAAGGAGGGCACUACGGACCUGGACCAGGGGGUGCGGGUUACGGGGGGCAACCUCAUGGAGCACCUUAUAACCAUCCUGCUCCUUCAGGGAACAUCCCACCUGGUGUCAACCCAGAGGCUUACCAGUGGUUUAAGAGUGUCGACACGGACCACAGUGGGUAUAUCAACCUGAAGGAGCUCAAGCAGGCUCUUCUCAACUCCAAUUGGUCAAAUUUUAAUGACGAAACUUGCCUCAUGAUGAUCAACAUGUUUGACAGGACAAAGUCAAGUCGUAUGGACCUUUACGGUUUCUCAGCGUUGUGGGACUUCAUGCAGAAAUGGAGGGCACUCUUUCAGCAAUAUGACAGGGAUCGUUCAGGGUCUAUCAGUGGCACAGAGCUACACCAAGCCCUUGCACAGAUGGGCUACAACUUGAGUCCCCAGUUCGCCGAGUCAUUGGUGCGUCGCUUCAGCGUGCGUGCUGCACGUCCCGGCAUGCAGUUGGAUCGCUUCAUCCAAGUGUGCACCCAACUGCAGAGCAUGACUCAGUUCUUCAGAGAGAAAGACACAACAAUGACAGGCAACAUCCGCCUUAACUAUGAGGACUUCCUCUCAGGGGCCAUUACAAGACUCAUGUGA